AUGGGAAAGCCCAGACCGCAAAAGAAGAAAUCGAAGAAAUCCUCCAAAUCCUCCCAAAAAUCCGUCCUUGGCCCCGGCGGUUCGGUCUCGAACCACAGCAUGGCUCAGAACCCCUCUACAUUACUCGACCAGGCCACGAUCCUGCUUCAAACUGGCCGUGCGGAUGAAGCGCUACCCACCGCACAACAGGCACUGGAGCUAGCGGGGAACGAUGCGUCUACACAGCUAUCGGCCGUGAACCUACUGGGAGAAAUCAAUGUUGAGCUGGGCGAUAUCGAUACCGCGAGAAAAUGCUUUCUCCGUGCCGUGGAUCUGGAUCCGAAUGGUUCCAUCUCGGAAUCCGAAGGUGGAGGUGCUGAGAAAUUCCUGUGGCUGGCUCAAUUGAGUGAGCAAGGCGGUGCCGACAGCGUCCAGUGGUUUGAGAAGGGCGUGUCAUCAUUGAGACAGAUCCUCCAGUCCCUGGAAGGGAAGACAAGUACAGAAGAUGUCAACAGUGCCAAGGAAAAGAAGGUUAAGUUGUCAAAUGCGCUCUGUGCUGUUUCCGAGAUCUAUAUGACCGAUCUUUCUUGGGAGGAAGACGCAGAAGCUCGGUGCGAAUCUCUUAUUACGGAGGCUGUUGCCGUCACACCAGAUGCCCCCGAGGUAUUGCAAACUCUCGCAUCAAUUCGGAUAUCACAGCUGCGCACUGAUGAUGCUCAAGCAGCACUGAAGAAAAGUAUGGCUUUGUGGAAAGAUCUCCCCCCAGAGGAUCUGAGCAUUCCCGAUUUCGCCGUGCGUAUCAGUCUUGCCCGCCUCUUGAUGGAAGUAUCACUGGAAUUUGAAGCUCUGGAGGUCCUGGAGCGAUUGAUCUUGGAGGACGACCAGAGCGUGGAAGCGUGGUACCUCGGAGGCUGGUGUCUAUAUCUGCUGGCGGAGAAGCAACAGGCGCCGAAGGAUGCGACGGAGGAGGAUCCCAGUGAAUCGCCUCGACACGCAUCGCUGGUGGCCAGUCGGGAAUGGCUGAAGCAGAGCCUGAAGCUUUACGGACUACUCGAAUACGAGGACGAGCGACUCCGGGAUCACGCCUUAGAGUUGGUCCAGGGAAUGAACCAAGAGAUCGGUGAAGACCUGGAUGAGGACAGCGAGGCGGAAGGAGAGGGUGAGGACUGGGAGGAUGAGGAGAUCGAGGCGGUCUCCGAUGAUGAUCACGAGAUGGCCGAUUCGUAG
Penicillium argentinense is the source of this 1206-nucleotide messenger RNA. RefSeq names its product ACL4 family protein. The record is from RefSeq and is a predicted model, not a curated record. Lineage: Eukaryota; Fungi; Ascomycota; Eurotiomycetes; Eurotiales; Aspergillaceae. The transcript is spliced from 2 exons. Bases 1 to 1206 code for a protein of 401 amino acids. Gene Ontology annotation, molecular function: protein binding.